AUGGAUCCAGAUCCCGGAAUCCCCAUCGAACCCGCCCCCUCUGUCUUCAACUACGUGCUCUCCUUCCUCCUCGUCGGCGUCGCAUGGGGCUUCACAACCCCCUUUAUCCGGCGCGCAGCAGCAGACUUCAACGCCCGGCAAGCGAAGCAAGCAAAUGACCCAAACACCUCAGCGCGCAGAAGAAGACGCUCACAAGACUCGGCACGAGCCGGGUUCACAGACGCGGGCGAGGCACAGGAAUUGCUCUCUCGGGAAGAAGAAGACAGCGACUCCGGUGCCGAUGUGCCAAGACGGAGUACGAGCAGUGACGUGAACCGGAAACCGAAGACCGCGGGUCAGGAUACUGGACUUGCUGAACAGAGCGGGAGCCGUGAUAGGGAAGACAGGGAAGGCGGCGCAGACGAGGACGAGGACGAUGUGCCCAUGCCGGCGUGGAGACAUGGAGGUCCGGUGAAGCAGUCGUGGCUGCGGGCGAAGAUUGUUUCUGUUUUCUGGACGGUUGUUAAUCUGCUCCGUACACCUGCAUAUGCGAUUCCCUUGGUUAUCAACCUCACGGGCAGUAUUUGGUUUUUUUUGCUUGUUGGGAAACAUGAACUUUCUUUGACUGUGCCGCUGGCAAACUCGAGUGCGUUCUUGUUUACGGUUCUUGGGGAGUGGUAUGUUGACCGCAAGGUGAUUGCGAAGGAGACUUGGUUGGGGAUGGGGCUGGUACUUGGAGGGAUUGCAUUAUGUGUGCAUUCUAAGAAUCAGGCUUCUUGA
Messenger RNA from Penicillium roqueforti, 759 nucleotides. RefSeq lists its product as uncharacterized. NCBI's taxonomy places the organism in Eukaryota, Fungi, Ascomycota, Eurotiomycetes, Eurotiales, Aspergillaceae. The transcript has 2 exons. The coding region runs from base 1 to 759 and encodes 252 amino acids. The record is from RefSeq and is a predicted model, not a curated record.